Messenger RNA from Silurus meridionalis, 5200 nucleotides. RefSeq names its product MLLT10 histone lysine methyltransferase DOT1L cofactor (gene mllt10). NCBI's taxonomy places the organism in Eukaryota, Metazoa, Chordata, Actinopteri, Siluriformes, Siluridae. Gene Ontology annotation, molecular function: nucleosome binding; histone binding. Gene Ontology annotation, biological process: regulation of transcription by RNA polymerase II. The record is from RefSeq and is a predicted model, not a curated record. Gene Ontology annotation, cellular component: nucleus. The coding region runs from base 391 to 3462 and encodes 1023 amino acids. The transcript has 21 exons.
ACCAAUCAGUUCCUCUAGCGUUGCUUGUUCUGCGCAUGCGCACAUCGCGCUAUUACUUCCCGAGAGCCUUCGGGUUUGUGUGUUGAACAAAACAAAAAUAGCGAUUUAGAUCGUAAGAAUCAAACAGUAUGACUUUUCGACGAAACUGGAAUUAGAUACACGGACUAAAACCUGAGCCAGGCGUUUUGUACGUUUUAAUUUUUCCACCUUUUUGAUUUGCCUUGACGGGAUCCUGCGACCCUGCGGACGCUAAUGUGAAGGAGACGCCAUCAAAUAUGGACUUAUGGUCGGAAUGGAUGUUGGAUAUUCGUGACGAGGAGGACUCGAUCUAAACAUCUGGAGGUUUGAUUUCUGGAGGUUGGUGGUUUUGGCGACUAUUGGGCCGCUAUCAUGAAGGAGAUGAUUGGAGGCUGCUGCGUGUGUUCGGAUGAGAGAGGCUGGGCCGAAAACCCGCUGGUUUACUGCGACGGACACGGCUGUAACGUCGCCGUGCAUCAAGCUUGUUACGGAAUUGUCCAAGUCCCAACCGGUCCCUGGUUCUGCCGAAAAUGUGAAUCUCAGGAGCGAGCAGCACGAGUGAGAUGCGAGCUCUGUCCACACAAAGAUGGCGCUCUGAAAAGGACGGACAAUGGUGGCUGGGCUCAUGUGGUUUGUGCGCUCUACAUCCCCGAGGUGGAAUUUGCCAACGUCUCCACCAUGGAGCCCAUUGUUUUACAGUCUGUCCCUCAUGAGCGCUAUAAUAAGACGUGCUACAUUUGUGAAGAGCAAGGCCGUGAGAGUAAAGCAGCCACUGGUGCCUGCAUGGCCUGUAACAAACACGGCUGUCGCCAAGCUUUUCACGUCACAUGCGCUCAGUUUGCUGGCCUCCUGUGCGAAGAGCAAGGCUCGGACGCCGACAACGUCAAAUACUGUGGCUACUGCAAGUACCAUUACAGCAAACUGAGAAGGAGCAAAGGCCGUGGUAGUAGGGCUCAAAGCUUAAGCGAUUCUUCCUCUCACUCUUUGGAUAAACACCAUGACAAGGAGAAGAAGAAACACAAAGAGCGAGACCGUCACAAACCCAAACACAAAAAAUCUCUGGAGCUCUCGCCUUCCCUUGUUCCAGCCUUGAUGGUUACGUCAGAGAAGAGCUAUAGCAGCAGCAGUGGAGGGAGCGUCUCGUCAAUCUCCUCGUCCCAAAAGCGAAUGGAUGAUGGAGGCGCACGUUUCACCAACGCCAACUUCCAAGAAGUGCCGUCUCACUCCACUGCGAGCUCCAAAGAUGGAGGCUCUUCUGAGAGAGAGAGCAAGAGCUCUGAGGGGAAGAGCAAAAAAUCGAGCAGCCACUCAAGCUCUAGUUCCAGCUCAGGGUCACGGGGUCGCAAGUCUAACCCGGGCAAAUCUCAUGGCCCAGUCGUCACCAUCGCUACAUCAUCCACCGUCCCAUCCACGACAAGCCCCUUUCAGCAAGGUCUUAUGUUGGCUGGUGGGAGCAACAAGACGUCCUCCAGCAGCUCGGUGGUUCAGCCCAGCUCUGAUUUCAUCAGCUUCACAGAUUCAAACUUGAGGAGCGGAGACACGUACACCCAGUCCUCAUUCAGUCGCCUCGUCAAAGGCGGGGCCGAGAGUGGAACUUCUGAUGGAAUGGUGGCCCUCAACACCUUUAGUGCGCUCGUGCCCCUCCCCCAAAACUUGAAGCAUUACGAAAAUUCGCACUCUGGCAGCGGGGAGCUGGCAUCAGCUGGGUAUAAACGGCCCCAGCCUUCCUCUUCGUCCUCCUCUUCCUCCGCUGCUUCGUCUUCGUCUACUGGAGAGGAAGGAGUAAAAAAGAAGAAGAGAGGGAACUGGAGGAACCGCUAUGGGCCCUGCUUUACCACCACUCAGGAGAACAAAACUCCAGAGGCGCCGGAGAUCACCGGGACGGCUUUGCCUUCCUCUUCUUCGCUCUCGCCUUCUUCGUCCUCCAUCGUGGGUAGAAAUAGCAGCACUAGCAUUAGCAAUGUGACUGUGGGAGGAACUGGAACGGGUGGCCUGACCAAUCAGAAAUCUCCAUCUCUGCUCAGGAAUGGGAGUUUACAGAGUCUCACUGUGAGCUCUCCACCUGCAGCGACAGUGACAUACCCCAGCAGCAGCGAUGUCACAGCCCCUUUGCCCAGCGCUGUGCUCGGAGGUAGUCUCGCCGUCUCGAGCUCUGAGAUUCCAGGCGCCUCGAUGCCGAACCUCACGUCUCUGCCCACUCCUGCUUCCUUCACCAGCACGUCCUCCACGCACCUGCAGUCAAACUCAUUACCGGGAACCUUUAACCUGGCGCCGUCCCAUAUGUUCGGCAACCGGUUAAAUCCCAAUUCCGCCAUGGCCGCCCUCAUCGCCCAGUCGGAGAAUUCUCCAGCAGAUCAGGAGCUGGGGGAUGGGGCACUGGGCUUCUCCAGGCGAGGAACCCCACCGAAGGCGAACCUUUCCCCACGCUCUCCAUUAAGCGGACUGCACAUACGCUAUGACCCAUCAGUGCCUGUGGUGCCAGGAUUGGGCACUGACACGCUUCCACCGGCAGCCACCAGCAUUGAACAGCUGCUGGAGAGACAGUGGAAUGAAGGCCAGCAGUUUCUACUGCACCAGGGAUCACAGGCAGAUGUGCUGGCCAUGCUGAAGUCUCUGCACCAACUGCAGAUGGAGAAUCGGCGUCUGGAGGAGCAGAUCAGAACCCUGACCAUGAAGAAGGAGCGACUGCAGCUGCUGAGCGCUCAGCUCUCAGUGCCAUUCACACACUCGAACACAACAACAAGCUCCGCUUCUUCUCCACUCUACCACAGCAACACACACACAGACAUGCUGAACAGCAAGAGCAUUCAGCUAGGCACCAGUGUUUUAACAGACUCCUCUCAACAUUUGCCCACUCAGGAUCUCCUGAUUGGUGGCCAUAGCAGUUCUAGCAGCACCUCCUCCCUCUCCACUCCUACCUCAGUUGCCCAAAGCCCCCCUCAGCAGCAGGUGAAUGGCCUGAUGGGGGCACAGCAGAGCACCCACGGGGCUAUGAGUGGCAUCAUGGGGGCUCUCAAUGGUGUAAUUCAAUCCUCCAGCCCUCUUCCUCACCCUUCCUCCAUCACUUCCACCUCCCUACCUAUCACUGGUGGCCAUAAUAACAGCAUCGUGACCACUGCGAAAACCAGUGCAGUGAAGCUCCUCAAUGAGCAGCAGAGAAAAAUUCUCCUCCAUCAACAACAACUGCAGCAGCUCAUCAAUUCCCAGCAGCCCACACCGGAGCAGCAACAUGCUUUGCUCUACCAGCUGAUGCAGCAACAACAGCAACAACACGAGCUGCAGCAGCUUUCCUCAUCCCAGCUGCCCAUUAACAACCUGCUUCCUGCCACUCAGGGUGCCAUCGCUGCCAACCCCUUCCUGGCUUUACAUACCGAAAACAGCAGUCAGAAAGCUGCGAGGCUGGGUGAGAAAACCAUGAGUGUCACAGGGCAGGAGAAAACCUGAACAGGUGGGGAGAAGAACUGCUGGAAGAGGGGGCCAACCAUCCCAUCAGAGCAGCUUCAGAAACAUGUGCACACAUACCCAGAGUCAUAUACACGUACACACACACACAAACAUCUUGGCCCGAAUAUCUCAAGCUCUAGCAUUGCACUGAAUCGGACUAAAUAACUUGCUGUAAAGGUUAAGGUCCUGACGGACCAUUUUCGGGCCCAGAUAUACACACGCUUCUUAGCGACAUAUUGGUGUGAAUCACUGUGGGGUGGGGUGGGGGGAGGGGGGGUAUUGCUGAGUGAUCUUGGCUGGAGACUAAAUGCAUCUGCUCUCCACUGUUACCUCUUUAACAUAAACUGGACUAGCUUAAAUCACACACAAAAAAAUAAAAAACCUGCUUUGUCUUUUUGUGAAAAAAAAUAAUAAAAAAAUCAAAUCAAAUCUGAAGCGUUUAAUCCACCAUGAAGGCCUUUGCCUCAGAGGGCCAAACAGGGACACGCUGAUCCUGCUGAACUCCUAAACGAGCACCUACCUCUCCGAGCCAAGACUGAAAUAUUUAAAAUACCAGGACCCAUACCCAAGUGCCUGGCAUCUCCCUCCAUGCCCUCGUGCUGAGGAUACACACUGGAGACGCUGCCACUCUCGCUUCCUUUUAAGAUUGCGCUCAGUCUGGUUUUAGGACGAUAUAUUAAGAAUUUCAACGUAUGGCUACCAAUCAGUGUCACUCAGGCAACACCAGAUAAAAGCCUGCACAGUGACCAAGCUUAGCUCAGAUUUGCUUGGGCAUGUGCCGAUAUGACCUGCUUACAUCACGAGAAUUUUCACUUCCUCUUCUUUUUUCCCCUCGUUUGGAGGUCCCUUCCUCCAAAACAGUCCAAAAUAUUCAAGACGUUCAGACAACGCUGUUCUCACUGGUAAGACAAUAUUGUAUCCAAUAUUGUUUCUAUUUAAUAUCGUGAUGUAUCCCAGACCUGAUUAUCGGCACAUGCCUGCAAUUACAAUAUUUGUGCUGCAAUGAUAAUUUUCUUAAGCCAACUUUAUAUUCUUCCUUUUUUUUUUUUUUUUUUUUUUUAUUUAUUUAUUUGAGUUUGUUUUGUAAUGGGCACAAGAUAAUAUUUUAGAGCCCAGUUGUCUGAAAGCUUUUUAUACUACUGUUCAAAAUUGUCACAAAAUUUGUCUCCCGUUUCCUUUGAAUAUUGUAAGUACUUUUUUUUAUUUUUAUUUUAUUAAAAUGUCGUGUUUGAGCAUAAAACCUACUCGGAUUGUUCAUUCUGUAAAUACAGUCUAUUCUCUGUUUAGUUUUUGUCUUAUCCGAUCAGAAUAAGCUGUUUAAAAUAUAGCUCAGAGCUUGUUUUUUUUUUUUCUUUUUUCAAACCUCUUUUUUAAUGUAAAUAAGUAUUUGUGUUUGUCUGAUAGUGUGAAGGAUUUAUUACAACUCAUUCGGUGUGCGGAGAUUAAAAUAAUUAACAAACAGGAAUAUAAUGAUGCAAGGUAAUUAAUUUAUUUUUAUAUGUACAGGGACUUUUUUUUUGCAUUUUGAAGUUUUGCAUUUCAGUGAUGUCGUUUUAUACUCCUAUACCUAUUUCCACGUUUUUAUGUGUCUGUAUAGGUAAUUAUGCAAAACUCCCUAAAGUCUGUAUUUAAAAAUACCAAACGUGAGUCCUGCUUCGUACUGAUCAUAAGAAAUACUGAACACAGAGACUGUAGCGUUAAGAUUUUUUUCAGUGAUUAAAAUUGUUUUACAAAGGUG